This is a messenger RNA of Brienomyrus brachyistius, 3736 nucleotides long. Its product is annotated as protein naked cuticle homolog 1-like. The coding region runs from base 321 to 1598 and encodes 425 amino acids. Gene Ontology annotation, molecular function: calcium ion binding. The transcript is spliced from 10 exons. Gene Ontology annotation, biological process: negative regulation of Wnt signaling pathway. NCBI's taxonomy places the organism in Eukaryota, Metazoa, Chordata, Actinopteri, Osteoglossiformes, Mormyridae. Gene Ontology annotation, cellular component: cytoplasm. The record is from RefSeq and is a predicted model, not a curated record.
ACAAUCCGAGGACGUCAUUCAUGCGAUGCUCAGGUCCGAAGCCGACCGCCUGCGAAUGGACUAAUCCGUCCGAGGUGUCAAUCAUGUCGGUGCCGCGGUUGAAGUGUGGGUUUUGGUAACCGCCUCUUUCUGCUGGGGAGCGAGAGGAGAUCCGAGCAGGGAAUACUUGCCUAAGACCAAAGACCGCAGGGUACCAUCGUUUACGGUCCUUUCUGAGACUGCGUGCUCGCAGACUAAUACUAACGGGUAUCUGGAUUACAAAAUAUAAAAAUAACAAACAGCUAACAAAUGCAGAAAAAUGGGUAAACUUCAUUCGAAACAUGAACCCGAAAGCUGCCGUUUGUAAACCAAGGGAGAGCCCCGAAGGUGACAGUUUCGUAGUUAAUGCCUGUUUGGCCAGAAAAGGAAUCGACGAAUGGAUGGUUAAACAGAAGUACUAUUGCACCGGCUCGCCGCUGGAGCAACAGGAUUGUGAGCAGAAAGCCAGCAGCGGAGCUGCACCGCGGGAUGAACUGUGCAAGGAUGGGAUCAUAGACCAACAUUAUCGCCUAGAAGUGGACCUGCCCCCCGAGAAGACAGACAGGUGCUACGGCGAGGACAAGAUACAAGUGCGGGAAGGUGCAGAUGCCAGAAGUGCUCAGAAACCACUCAAGUUUGAAGAGCUUCAAUGCGCCGUCUCUGUGGAGGAAGACGACCGGCAGGAGUGGACAUUCACGCUGUAUGACUUUGACAACAAUGGCAAGGUCACAAGAGAGGACAUCACCAGCCUGCUGCACACCAUCUACGAGGUGGUGGAUGCUUCCGUGAACCACUCCCCCAGCACCAGUAAGACCCUUCGGGUCAAGCUGUCUGUGGCCCCUGACUCCAGCCGAUGGAAGGGGUCCGCUCAGACCCCAGCAGACCCUCCCCAUUUGAGGCAAAAGGCUGACAAGUGGAUCGAAGAUCCCAAAAGUUCUGACAAGAAGUCCCGGGCCCUUAUCAGGCGUCACCAUGGUGAGCAGCCCACCCAGCAGGGCUGCCAGAGGCACUGCGUAGAUGAGAACCUGGAGCGCAGGAACCACUACUUAGACCUAGCUGGGAUUGAGAACUAUACAUCACGCUUUGGGUCAGGUACCACAGACACAGGAAAAGCUGAGCCUCAGAUCCGACCCACGAAUCAGUCGCGGUCCCGCUCCCAUGAGCCAGAGAAUGGACACGCUCACCCACAUCACCGGCGCCUGCACACCGUGCAGGUGGAGGCAUCCUGCUUGCGGGCUCGGGAUGAGGACUGGGGCCGUCACGCUCUGCGCUCCCCCAAAAUCUCCGGGCACCCCCAGCUAGUGGCCCAGUUAGCCAGGACCCGGGCACUCAAGAGCCGAACUGCCCCCCCGCCACCGGCACUGCCUGGUCACGUUGGGCCCUACAGAAGGCACAAGCAGCGUGCCAAGGAAGCCCAGCAAAAUGCCCGCAUGAUGGGCCCCGUGUCAGAGAGGGGACAAGAGCGGGAGCUGCCUAGCUUGGUUUUGUACGAGGGUGGCCUGGGUCCGGUGGUCCAGCGGCACCAGCACCAUCAUCACCAUGAGCACCAUCACCACUACCACCACUUCUACCAGUCCUGAACUCACCCUCUUCUUCACUGGCCCCGCCCAAAAUGUAGUUAUGUCACCAGAGCUCUGUGAAGGCCAUUGCUGAGCCUGGAGGCUCCUCUACAACUGAGGGUGCGGAGCCUUGCUGACUGGCACCACGUGUGUGAAGUAGGAGGUGUGGUUCGUGGGGCCAGGGGAGGCAGAAAUGAGUCUUACAGGAGCUUUGCUGCUCACGUCGAUUUUAUUGAUUGUUGUUUUUUGCAGUUUGCAUAUAUGGUUGGAUUGAACUUCCUCUACCACUUUUCGUCACUCCUCUUAAGAGGUUUGAGGGACAGGACCAAGGGGCAGAGCGAUGGUCAACCAGGCAUUGCAUAUGAAGGAACAUGGGUUUGUGGGAAUCACUGUGGCUACCUGCAGAUCCCGGGGAACCCAUCUGCUCUACUGCCCCGUCACUGUUUUUAAAAAGCACUUCCUGGUAGAGUCGCUUUUAAAAUGCAUUUCCGUUCAGUCCCUGGUCUUUGGUUGUCAAGAUCAGAAUCCUGCUUUUCCCUGGAGCUGAAGAUACUUUUGAAGAUUUUAUAAUUUUUUUUUUUUUUUUUUUAAAGAACUGAGAAUUAAAGACCCUGAACAGCUGCUACCUCUAGUAUUAUGAUUAUUGCUAUGAAUGUUAUUCAGAUGUUGUUUUCAGUAAUGUUUUUAAUAUGCCACAUGGGGGGGGGGGGUCCCCCUUGUGUAGUCCUGAUAUUUCCUACACGUUUUUGUAUGUAAAUCUUUCAAAUAUUUUCCAACAAGCAUUGCCGAUGCCAAAUGGUUUUAUCGCUACAUUACAGCUCCUGCUUACCCCCCCCUUCUUAAGGCUAAUUGUCCCUCUAAGACCACUUACCAUUGAAAUCACAAUUAAUCUGGAUAACAUGGGGGACCAUUAUAUAUUAGGUUGAGGUCUGUAGGAAGGUUGUACACUCUCUCAGGUACCCUUCAUCAGUACAAACGGGCAAGUUGGCGCCCCUAGUGGCAGGUAAUGACUCAAACUUUAAUCCAGUGAAGGUCUCUUUGGUCCCUUGGCUGCCCAGUGUUUUAUAAACACCUGUCCAUAUCUGCGUUGCUAUGUGGAGACUGGUUCCUUCAGUGAUCACUAAUGGUUUUCAAAGCUGGAUAGAUUGGCUGUGUUCUAGUAGGCCUUGCCAACAGUGCGGUUGGUCUAGUAGUCUCUAGUUAAGUUCUGUGGGUGGCCUGUUGGACCUCUGCUCUGCGUGAAGCAGCCCCCAAUCGUCAUAGCAGCCCCCAAUCGUCAUAGCAGCCAUUAACCACAUCCCCCUCCACAGCCACUUGGCUUCAUGUUUACCUACAGUUUUUAUUAGAGAGGCUACUCCUUUCACCUUAGUCUUAGACCUGUGAAACGCUUCAAAGGCGUGUUGAAGCGACUUUGGAAUCAUGCAUUAGCGAGGGUGUAGUACGACCAGAUGGGCCGUUUCCACAUCCCACCUCACACAAGCUUGUCGGUGAGUCGCUAUGACGUGGCUCUGUUUGAACGAGAGUGUAGCACGCCGUGCACCAGCCAUGCAUCAUUGCUUCUGGGAGUUCUACUUGCACAAAAUGUUCUGAGGGCAAAACAAAAAAAAAUGAUUGGUUCAGAGAGAGAGCCAAUCAGAUUGUAGAGGAGGUGGGUUCAAUGAACUAGAGAAGGUUGGACCAAGAUAUCUGAUUAAUUGGUCCUGCCUCCUCUAGUUGCCUGGACCCACCUCUUCUACAAUCUGUUUCAGAGAGAUGACCAAUCAUUUUUCACUCCGCCCUCAGAACAUUUUUGUGCAAGUAAAACUCCCACGAGUUGACUGAUUUUAGGCCAAUGGCUGGGACUGACGGGCUUUUUCCUUUGUACAGGUGAGAGAGUGUGUGAAUAUGAAGGCUGUUUAAUGUUAGCAGUCCCCGUACCUUGUAAAGGGACAGAGCAUGGCUUCGUAUAUGUGCUUCAUUCCCCCACAGUCUGGUUUCUAUGACUCUGUAUUUAACGUUAAACCCCAGCCUCUCUUGAUUGUUGCCACUAAGUUAUAUUAAAAGGUGCAUUUUAGAAUUAUUGUAAAUAUUUUACGUAUUGGAAAAUGAUAUACACAUCUUUUAGAAGGAAAUGAGCUUAUUUAUAUAAAUAAAGUGAUUAAUGUAUGUCUUCAAAGCUA